UGUUAGGAUAUUAAAAUAGCUGAAUCCAGGUUGAACGAAAUUGAGGAAAAGGGCUUAGUAUAGCGGCUUGACGAAUCGGAUAGCGUUCUAGAUUUUGCGGCAUCGGGGGUGAAGCAGUACGUUAGCUCAACUUGAAAUUGGUUCUCCAUCCAGGAAAGUAGAGUAUGGAGGAAGAAAUGGUUGAAGUGAGAAAUUCCAACAAUGCGAAGGCUCCCAGUGGAGUGAAUUCCCGGACACUAAUUGCGUUACACCCUGCAUUGUUCAAGGAUGAUAGCAUAAGCGAAGGUGGUAUGAUGAAGGCUAAGGGUGAAGUACUAAAACAACAAGCAUUGUUGUGUGGUCGGCCUCCCAAUAUCAGUUGUAGAGUAGAGACGUUUGGGCGGAUAUGCCAAACAUUUGAUGAAAGAAGGAAGAGUUGGGUGACAGACAUGGGAUUUGGUGGACUUCUCCAUUUUGUAUCUGACAUGCACUUACCUAGGCAACUUGCCUACUGGAUAAUGACAAGGAUUGGCCCCAUAAAUAAAAGUUUUGUUGGUAUGGAUGGUCGUGUGUUUUGGUUUUCAAAGAACCAAGUAAGGUGGAUUUUUGGCCUUCCAAAUGGGUCAAGGUGUGUGCCUUCAAAUAAAACAAUGACUCCUGAAGUGCGGUCAAAAGUGGAGAAGAUGUUGUUCAAAUAUGGGCGUACUUGGCUCACGAAAUCGUGUAGAAGGACUGGCCGUGAGUAUACCUCUGUUGGGAUUCCUGUCACAUCUGAGUUGCUUGAGCGGUUGGAAUGUCAUUUUGAACCCGACGAGGAAGAAGAUUUCAAGUUGUUGUUUUUGCUAGUUGCGUUGCAAAUGGUAUUGUGUCCUACGCAAUCACCAAGACUGGCAUCUGAUUUGCUUCCUGCGCUAAGCUGUGCGAUGGACUGUGCCGAGUACAAUUGGUGUGAGUUAGUCUUGGAGAAACUAAUGGAGAGCGUAGCCAAUUUUGGCAAGAGGUUUUAUGCGACUGGGUUUGCCAAUGGAUGUGGGGGCUGUGCAUUUUUUGCCGUGAUUUAUUAUUUGGAUCGUCUUGACAGAGAACCGGUUAAGUGGAAUGUGUAUCCUAGAGUUCAAGUGUGGAGCAUGAAACUAAUUACGGAGGCAUCGAAGGAUGAUAGAUUUAGUUCUGGUGACUACGGGAAGUUGGGGCUCGUAGAUGUGGCUUAUGGAGAACGUCAUUCACGCCAAGCUAGGGACACCGAAGGCCCUCCAUCCACCGUACUGUACCAGGAUGUGUUGAGUUUGCCCAGUUUGGUGCACACGCGUCGAGAUAGAAGGCAGAGUACGGUUGGUUAUGCUCGUGGGAAGCGGAAGGUUGUGCCAUGAUGUUUGCGAGUUCUUGGGAUCCCCUGUUGCCAUAAGUGUAUGAUGAUGGGGAGGGGCCGUCUGAUAUAUAGCAUUUGAGGAGGUGCUAUGUUAUUGGGCUAGAAGAGAAUGAAAGUGUAAAUGUGUACAUUGGGCCAUAAUGUGUAGUCGAAUGUAUUGUUUAUAGAUAAACCAUAUUGGGCCAUAAAUCUGGCGGGCCCAUUGAUCUGGUGGGUGUGAUCAUUUUGGGCCAAAAUUUUGGCAGGCCCGUUGGUCUGGUGUUAUUAGUUGUAGGCCUUUCAGUUAGGGGUGGCAAUUCGGGUCAACGGGUUGGGUUUGGGGUCAGAUUUCGGAUUAUGCUUAGAAACUAUCAAAAAUAGUGUAAAACUUAAUAUUAUUAUGAAAUGUGAAAUUGGGUCAAAUCGGGUCGAAUUCAGGUUGGUCGGGUCGGGUUCGGGUUUCUCGCAAUAACUUUAGAUUGGGUUAUCGGGUCGGGUCAAUG
Chenopodium quinoa (quinoa) is the source of this 1830-nucleotide messenger RNA. RefSeq lists its product as uncharacterized. The record is from RefSeq and is a predicted model, not a curated record. Lineage: Eukaryota; Viridiplantae; Streptophyta; Magnoliopsida; Caryophyllales; Amaranthaceae. The transcript is spliced from 8 exons. Bases 165 to 1349 code for a protein of 394 amino acids.